CAGAACGAUGGGGUUGCUCAACGUUGUGACAACGAUGUCAGAAUAUGCAUCGGGAGUAAACAUCCAAUUCCGCUGCCGUCUGGGCUUCGUGAAAUACUUGUUAAAGGCCUUCUUUUCUCAUCUCUUGCUGCUCUGCAAACUGUCACAUUCGCAAAAGCAAACUCCCGACAGCCUUUUUGAGGAAGAAGAAGGAGGAGGAGAGACUCACCCGUCUCCUGCAAUGGUUUCAUUGGUUCCAGUUCCAGUUUCAGUCGAGUCGAUAACUGCCGCUGCAAGUAUCAAACGGCAACUGUCAGUGGAUGAAUACAAUCGUGUUGCGGUAAGGAUGAAGAAUGAGAAUGAUGAUAACCACGAUGAUGAGGAUCCACGUUGCGCAGUUUGUUUAGACAACUUCGAGGGGAGUCAGGAGGUGAGGCAACUCCUCAAUUGCCGACACGUCUACCACAGACACUGCCUUGAUGCUUGGGUUGAGAAGGGCCACCUGACGUGUCCCCUUUGCAGAGCCAAGUUGUUGGCGGCGGAGGAUCGCAUGGAGGAGGAGGUGGUACCCCGGGAUCCAUGGAGGUCGGAGAGGAUGAUGUACUUGUUUGGCGAGGACGUUUUAUUUUGAUUUGAUGACCAUCCACCAAGACUUCACUUAAGGAUCUGUCAUCCACUUCUGAGAGGAAAAUUGAGAAUAUCGAAUGUAAAUAUUCAUUUGUUUCAUGCCCAUACGUUAGAAACCAUCGAUGUACUUGUAUACAUACAGAUAUAUGCGUGUAAUGCGAGUUGCAGGAGCAAAACUAUAGUGCUAAUAAUAUCAGCAAAGUCCCAUUACGGAAGGAACUUGGGUCUUGCUUAAUUUGGGAUCAAGAGCU
Coffea eugenioides is the source of this 857-nucleotide messenger RNA. Its product is annotated as E3 ubiquitin-protein ligase ATL31-like. The record is from RefSeq and is a predicted model, not a curated record. The coding region runs from base 8 to 610 and encodes 200 amino acids. Gene Ontology annotation, biological process: protein ubiquitination. Gene Ontology annotation, molecular function: ubiquitin protein ligase activity. NCBI's taxonomy places the organism in Eukaryota, Viridiplantae, Streptophyta, Magnoliopsida, Gentianales, Rubiaceae. The transcript has a single exon.